AUGGCGCAGACCUCCGUUCCUCCACCACCCCCGAGCACCGUCUCGCGACCGGUUAGCGAGGCACUCCUGAACGAAAAGUGGGACCGCUGCCUCUCCAACCUCCUGAUCAAGUCCUCCCUCGGCCUCGGCUUCGGCGUCGUCUUCUCAGUCCUCCUGUUCAAGCGCAGGGCGUGGCCGGCCAUCGUGGGCGCGGGCUUCGGCGCCGGCCGGGCGUACGAGGAGUGCAACUUCAGCCUGAAGCAGGCCGCGCGCGAGAUCAGGAAGCAGGCAUGA
This is a messenger RNA of Diaporthe citri, 273 nucleotides long. RefSeq lists its product as uncharacterized. The transcript is spliced from 2 exons. NCBI's taxonomy places the organism in Eukaryota, Fungi, Ascomycota, Sordariomycetes, Diaporthales, Diaporthaceae. Bases 1 to 273 code for a protein of 90 amino acids. Gene Ontology annotation, cellular component: mitochondrial inner membrane; MICOS complex; mitochondrion. The record is from RefSeq and is a predicted model, not a curated record.